Messenger RNA from Punica granatum (pomegranate), 1174 nucleotides. The record is from RefSeq and is a predicted model, not a curated record. NCBI's taxonomy places the organism in Eukaryota, Viridiplantae, Streptophyta, Magnoliopsida, Myrtales, Lythraceae.
GAUUCUUUUCUCGGUAGCGGCUACCGUUCAAACCACUGUUCUUCUGCGUUUUAGAGAGAGAGAGAGAGAGAGAGAGAGAGAGAGAGAGAGUGAGGCUACCAUGGAGAAGGAGAGAGAGCAGCUGGUCUACUUGGCGAGGCUCGCCGAGCAAGCCGAGAGAUACGAUGAGAUGGUUGAAGCCAUGAAGAAAGUUGCCAAGUUGGAUGUGGAACUGACUGUUGAAGAGAGGAACCUAUUGUCUGUCGGCUACAAAAAUGUUAUCGGAGCAAGGAGGGCAUCCUGGCGUAUUCUUUCUUCCAUCGAACAGAAGGAGGAGGCCAAGGGUAAUGAACAGCAUGUGAAGCGGAUAAACGAUUACAGGCAUAGGGUUGAAGAUGAGCUCACCCAGAUCUGCAAUGACAUUUUAUCAAUCAUUGAUAAACACCUCAUUCCAUCCUCCUCCUCCGGGGAAUCUACUGUUUUCUACUAUAAGAUGAAAGGAGAUUACUAUCGCUACCUAGCUGAAUUUAAGGCUGGUGACGACCGUAAAGAAGCUGCAGAUCAAUCACUGAAGGCAUACGAGGCUGCUACUUCCACUGCUAGCUCAGAUGUGCCUCCGACUCAUCCAAUUAGGCUCGGCCUGGCUCUGAACUUCUCUGUUUUCUACUAUGAAAUCCUGAACUCUCCAGAAAGGGCAUGCCAUCUUGCUAAACAAGCGUUUGAUGAGGCUAUUGCUGAGCUUGAUAGCCUCAAUGAAGAAUCUUACAAGGACAGCACCCUUAUCAUGCAACUUCUUAGGGAUAAUCUUACACUGUGGACAUCAGAUCUUCCUGAAGAGGGAGGUGAGCAAUCUAAGCCUGAUGAACCUCAAGCAUAGAGUUAGUUUGGAGAAAAGCAAUGACUCCCGGACAUGUUGAUUCUUCGACUUAAAUGAAUUGUGGAAUAUUCUACCAAAAGAAAAGUUUAAGACCAAGAGUCAUAUCAGUAGUGUCGUCUUAGACUCUGGAGUCCCGUUUUAUAUGUUUUUAUCUUGGUCAGUGUUGGUCUGUAUACUAUAUGUUUGCUUUCCGUCAACUCUUUAUGGGUGUAUUUGGGUUCUAGAGUUUGUUCAUCUUGGUGGUGGUUUCAUUCUACUUCUGCCGUGAUCGUCAUUGAGAAUUUGAUAUUAAUGCCAUGAAGAGUUGCAUUUCGAUUA